Rhizophagus irregularis DAOM 181602=DAOM 197198 is the source of this 931-nucleotide messenger RNA. The record is from RefSeq and is a predicted model, not a curated record. Lineage: Eukaryota; Fungi; Glomeromycota; Glomeromycetes; Glomerales; Glomeraceae.
CUUCAAUUUUGGCCAACUAAUCCUACUUCUACUCGAGCAAUGCAUUAUAAUGGUGUACGUAAUAAGAAAAGUUUAGUUAGUACAAAUACAACAUUAACAGCAAGUGAUUAUGACUUUACAAAAUUGUCCCUUACUCCUUCAGUUAUUUUUUUUAUUGAUGUUCCAACAACUAUUGAGGAUUCUUUUUAUCAUGGAAAUGUCUUUGUUUCAUAUAAAGAUACUGUUUUUCAACCCAGCAAUGCAAUUAGACAUGCAACUGAAUUUUUCAAUGCAAUUAAUGCAAUUCAAACACAUUAUAUUUCAACUAUCCCACCCUCUUAUUUGUUUAUUUCUUUGUGCUAAUACUGAUUGUUAUGAAGGAUUUAAAACUGUAUAUAAUACUGAAAUAUCUGAGAAAUAUCAUCCUAUUUUAAUGGCAGCUAUGGAAAAUGCAGAAAGAGCACCACCAGCUAUCUUAACAAAUACCAAAGUUCAUGAUAUUAUCCAAUGCUUUCAAUGUGGAAAAUUCUGAUGUCUUUAUAGUGAAAAAGCAUUAAUAACCAUGCAAAAAUCUGAAUUUUAACGCAUUAUUAAUGAUUGGAAUUAUAUUUUAUUUGUACGUGAAAAAGUCACAUGUGAAUCACCAAUAGAACUAGCUUAUUAUUCAUCACGAAAAAAUUAUAUUUCCGUAUGUUAUUGGUGUAGGGUUAAUAGAUAUUCCAACACAUGUAUCAUCAAAAUACAAAUUUGUAUUUCCUUUAUGUAAUAUAUGUCAAAUUGCGGGUAAAGAAUUUUUUGGAAGAAUUGAAAUUAAAACUAAUACUCGAAAAAGAAAAAGAAAUGAUUUAUAAGUUUUAUGGUUGUAGUUAUUGAAAACAUAAAGAAAACUACAUCUGAUCUAAAUAGUAAUAAAUUUUUUUACACAUGAUAAUAAAAAACAACUUUAUAUUGU